GCAGAGCACAACCAAACAAAAAGUUAAGAAAGUGCUGGAUAUAUAUAUAGAGAGAGAGAUUUCUAGUCUGAUUUGGAGUGAGUACUGGGAGACCCAGAGAGCUCCAUCCGAUUAGAAACAGAAACAAGAACAAUGAGGGAAGGCCGGGUCCUUUGUUUUCUCACUGCUUUGGUUCUUGUUGCUGCUCAUGGCGUUAAUGGUGAAGACCCGUAUAGAUUCCUCACAUGGAAAGUCACUUACGGUGAUAUCUACCCUCUUGGUGUUAAGCAACAGGGAAUAUUGAUAAAUGGGCAAUUCCCGGGACCUCAGAUCGAUGCUGUUACGAAUGAUAACUUGGUCAUCAAUGUGUUCAACUACCUAAGGGAGCCAUUCCUCGUCUCAUGGAAUGGCAUACAGCAGAGGAGGAACUCAUGGCAAGAUGGAGUGUAUGGCACUAACUGUCCGAUCCGACCAGGAAAGAAUUUCACUUAUAUUUUCCAAGUGAAGGAUCAGAUUGGUAGCUAUUUCUACUUCCCAUCAUUUGGAUUUCAAAAGGCCGCUGGGGGCUUCGGUGGCAUCAGAAUCUGGAGCCGUCCAGGGAUUCCUGUUCCUUUCCCUUCUCCUGCUGGGGACUUCACCAUACUGGCUGGGGACUGGUUCAAGACAAACCAAUAUAUACUGAGACGACUCUUGGAUAGCGGUCGCAACCUUCCAUUCCCUGAUGGACUUCUUAUCAAUGGUCGUGGCUGGAAUGGUUACACAUUUACUGUUGAUCAAGGUAAGACGUAUAGGUUCAGGAUAUCAAAUGUGGGGCUUACAACUUCGAUUAAUUUCAGAAUUCAGGGGCACAGUAUGAAGCUGGUAGAGGUAGAAGGGUCUCACACGCUCCAAAAUACCUACACUUCACUUGAUAUUCAUCUUGGGCAGUCAUAUUCUGUCCUGGUCACAGCCGAUCAGCCUGUCCAGGAUUACUAUAUUGUAGUUUCUUCACGCUUCACCACUCGUGUAUUGACAACAACAGCCAUUCUUCACUACAGCUAUUCAAGCAAGGGAGUUUCUGGUCCUGUUCCAAUUGGGCCUACCACUCAGAUUGCUUCGUCCCUCAGCCAAGCCAGAUCUAUUCGUUGGAACCUGACUGCAAGUGGGCCGAGACCCAAUCCCCAAGGCUCUUACCACUAUGGAUUGAUCAAAACUAGCCGCACAAUCAUGCUUGCCAACUCUGCUCCUUAUAUUAAUGGCAAGCAGAGAUAUGCAGUAAAUAGCGUCUCAUUUGUCCCGCCAGACACCCCACUAAAACUUGCUGACUACUUCCAGAUCCCUGGAGUUUUUAGUGUUGGAACCAUUUCUAGUUUUCCCACCGGGGGAAAUGCCUACCUCCAGACCUCUGUUAUGGGUGCUAAUUUCCGAGAAUAUGUUGAGAUUGUGUUCCAAAAUUGGGAAGACACUGUGCAGUCAUGGCAUAUUGAUGGCUAUUCUUUCUUUGUCAUGGGGAUGGAUGGAGGGCAAUGGACACCUGCAAGUAGAACCCGCUACAAUUUGAGAGACACUGUUGCCCGUUACUCUAUUCAGGUGUAUCCUAGAGCUUGGACUGCAAUAUACAUUGCUUUGGACAACGUGGGAAUGUGGAACAUAAGAUCAGAGAACUGGGCUAGGCAGUACUUGGGUCAGCAGUUCUAUCUCCGGGUCUUCUCUCCUUCAAACUCUUGGAGAGAUGAAAAUCCAAUCCCAAAGAAUGCUCUUCUUUGUGGUCGGGCAAGAGGUCGCCGCACACGACCUCUUCGAGCCAACUAGACAUAAACUACUGUUUAUCUGGAGAGGAUCAUGAUUCUUGGUGGUAGAAGUAGACUGUUCUUUGCGGUAAAUUAAUGCAAGAGCUCAACUUGAGCUCUGAAUUUUUUGUAGAAUUUACUCGGGUGUGAUCUCCACCGUUCUUCUGAGUUCUGAACAGUGAACGCCAUUAUUGUUUGGAUUGAUCAGAACCUUGUUGUUGGGAAGAAUAAUAUGUGGUUGAAUCUCUUCAUGAA
Molecule: messenger RNA, 2003 nt
Organism: Carya illinoinensis
Lineage: Eukaryota; Viridiplantae; Streptophyta; Magnoliopsida; Fagales; Juglandaceae
Product: L-ascorbate oxidase homolog
Exons: 8
Coding region: 133-1770 (545 amino acids)
Molecular function (GO): copper ion binding; oxidoreductase activity
Source: RefSeq, a predicted model, not a curated record